CCACCACACCACUUCCACCAUGUCCUCCGCACCCUCAUCCUCGUCGGCGCCCGCGACCGGCCGCCCGCUCGUCGUGGCGUCGCUGCAGGCCGCGGCCGACGGCUCGUACCAGGCGGCGGUGCAGCGCCUCGGCGCCGAGGCCGGCGCCUCCGUCGAGAUGCACAUGCUCGACCGCAUCACCGACGCCGCCACUACGCUCACACCUGCGUCGUACGGCCCCGUGCUGCUGCUCGUGCCCGCCGCGCAGAUCGUGCCUUCGCUGCUCGCGGUGCUGCAGGCGGCGCUGGUGCCCUCGGGCGUGCUCUCCGUGCAGGCGCUCAGCGGCAGCGAAGGCGCGGCGGAGGAGCUCGCCGAGGUGCGCAAGACGCUGCUCGAGAGCGGCCUGCAGGAGGUCGCCAUUGACCUCGACGCUGGCGCCGUGCGGGGCACCAAGGCUGCCGCUGCCGCCGUGCCGCUGCGGCGGCUCAACCUCGGCGGCGCCAACGGCGCAGCACGCGCCAAGAAGGCCAGCCUGUGGGCCACCGCGCCGGCGUCGGCGGGCCUCAUCGACUCCGACUCGCUGCUGAGCGAGGCCGAGCGCAUCGCGCCGCGCGCCGUGCGGCGAGAGGACUGCGACGUCGAGGCUGCGCUGGCGGGCGGCAAGCGGCGCAAGGCGUGCAAGGGCUGCACGUGCGGCCUGCGGGAGCUCGAGGAGGAGGAGGCGCGCGGCACCGACCCCAUCGUGCAGCUGGCCGAGUCCAACGACAUGCCAAACGGCGCGCCGGGCGCUGCGCCCGCACGCAUGGAGACCACCGAGACGAUCACAGACGAGAACGGCGUCACGCGCGUGGUGAAGCGGGUCAAUGUGGACACGCGCGGCGCCACGAGCUCGUGCGGCAGCUGCUUCCUCGGCGACGCCUUCCGCUGCAGCGGCUGCCCCUUUCUCGGCCUGCCGGCGUUUAAGCCUGGCGAGCAGGUGCAGAUCCCGCUCGACAUGGACGACGGCCUCUAGGCGGCGGCAGCAGGGUGGCACGGUGACAGC
Tilletiopsis washingtonensis is the source of this 1021-nucleotide messenger RNA. Its product is annotated as DUF689-domain-containing protein. The transcript is spliced from 3 exons. The record is from RefSeq and is a predicted model, not a curated record. Bases 20 to 991 code for a protein of 323 amino acids. Gene Ontology annotation, cellular component: cytoplasm. Gene Ontology annotation, molecular function: iron-sulfur cluster binding. Gene Ontology annotation, biological process: iron-sulfur cluster assembly. Lineage: Eukaryota; Fungi; Basidiomycota; Exobasidiomycetes; Entylomatales.